This is a messenger RNA of Camelina sativa (false flax), 2059 nucleotides long. Its product is annotated as protein ANTAGONIST OF LIKE HETEROCHROMATIN PROTEIN 1. The record is from RefSeq and is a predicted model, not a curated record. NCBI's taxonomy places the organism in Eukaryota, Viridiplantae, Streptophyta, Magnoliopsida, Brassicales, Brassicaceae.
UGUUUAUAAAUCGUCUGAAACCAAAACCAAAACCAUAAAACUCAAAAUCUUUCUUUGUCUUCAAACUUCAAACACUUGAUUAAAUAAAAAAAAGCUUUUGAUUUCACAUCUAAUCUUUACAAGUCAAACACUUUUCAAACAAAACACAAAAAAAAAAUCAUCAAACUCUGGAAAAUUAAUAUUUUCUCCCUUUUAAUGGAAAUCUCUGCUUUCCCAUUUCCAUACCUACAAGACGACGAGUGUUCCCAUUUCCUUAGUCUAUUUCAAGACAUGGACUCUUCUCCUUCUGGUUUCGGAUUAGAAGGUUUCGGUAACAACAACAACAGCGACCAUACUAAUAAGAAACGUUCAAGAAAAGACGACGACGAAGCCGACGCUGUGAAUGGUAAGGCUGCGUUUGGAGACAUACUCGCCACGCUUCUUCUGUUAGACGAGGAAGCUAAACAGCAACAAGAGCAGUGGGAUUUUGAGUCUAAUCAAGACAAGUCUCUUCUUGAAGCUAACCACAAGAAGCAAGUUAAUACAAUGGACGGUUAUUACAACCAGUUACAAGGUCAUUACUCUCCAGCUGGUGAAGUCACCGAUGGUUCUGCUGCCCGUUCUAAACGCGCACGUAAAACCGCUGUUGUAGCCGCUGCGGUUUCCGCUGUAGCGGACACAACCGCCACCGCAGCUCCCGUUCCGACCGCGGAUAUCGCUAGCGGUUCCGGGUCAGGACCGAGUCAUAGGAGAUUGUGGGUUAAAGAACGGACUACGGACUGGUGGGACAGAGUGAGCCGGCCUGAUUUCCCGGAAGACGAGUUCCGGCGAGACUUUCGGAUGAGCAAAUCGACGUUUAAUCUAAUAUGCGAGGAGCUAGACACGACGGUGACCAAGAAAAACACGAUGCUUAGAGACGCGAUCCCAGCUCCAAAACGCGUUGGCGUUUGCGUUUGGCGUUUAGCUACGGGAGCUCCGCUUCGCCACGUGUCGGAGCGUUUCGGCCUCGGAAUCUCGACUUGCCACAAGCUGGUCAUCGAAGUCUGCCGCGCCAUCUACGACGUCCUUAUGCCCAAGUACCUCCGUUGGCCGUCGGAUCAAGAGAUCAGCUCGACGAAGUCGAAAUUCGAAUCCGUACACAAAAUCCCAAACGUCGUCGGAUCAAUCUACACCACGCAUAUCCCGAUCAUCGCUCCGAAGGUACACGUGGCGGCGUAUUUCAACAAGAGACACACAGAGAGGAACCAGAAGACGUCGUACUCGAUCACCGUACAAGGAGUGGUCAACGCCGACGGGAUCUUCACCGACGUCUGUAUCGGAAACCCGGGGUCCCUCACCGACGAUCAGAUCCUCGAGAAGUCUUCGCUUUCGCGGCAGAGAGCGGCGCGUGGGAUGCUGCGUGACAGCUGGAUCGUCGGAAACUCGGGGUUUCCGUUGACGGAUUGGCUUCUUGUGCCGUACGCUAGACAGAAUCUGACGUGGACGCAGCACGCGUUCAACGAGAGCGUCGGAGAGAUUCAGGGGAUCGCGACGGAGGCGUUCCAAAGGCUUAAAGGAAGGUGGGCUUGUUUGCAGAAACGGACGGAGGUGAAGCUUCAAGAUCUGCCGUACGUUCUUGGAGCUUGUUGUGUGUUGCAUAACAUUUGUGAGAUGAGGAAUGAGGAGAUUUCGCCGGAGUUGAAGUUUGAGGUUUUUGAUGACGUGGCGGUGCCGGAGAAUAGUAUACGAUCUGCUACUGCCGUUAACACGAGGGAUCAUAUCUCUCAUAAUCUCUUGCAUCGUGGACUCGCCGGCACAAGAACUCUGUAGACUCUCUCUGUUUUUGGAAACUGAUAAUUUUUUUUAUUUUUAUUAUUAUUGCAAAUUCUUUUUUUCCAAAUUAGGAAUAAACAAAAAUUAUUUUUAGAGAUUUUGGAUACAGAAGGCAUAGUCGAAUUUUGAGUGUAGAAUUUGGCAGAUGAUAUUUGUUUGUGUUACUUAUUAGCAUUGUGUAAUCUUUUUUUAGUUUAUGUAUUUUUUUCUAUACAACAAUUGAAUUUUGAACCAACAUCUAUAGAUUUAUAAAGCUUUGUUUCUUUCA